Aureobasidium musti is the source of this 1440-nucleotide messenger RNA. The record is from the annotation of a GenBank genome assembly. NCBI's taxonomy places the organism in Eukaryota, Fungi, Ascomycota, Dothideomycetes, Dothideales, Saccotheciaceae.
AUGGCCCUGUACAAGGCAUCGCUACGUCUAAGCCAUCUUCCAGACAGCUGGAGAACGGCGAGGAUAGUCCCUCUACGAAAACCUGGAAAACCCGACUACACAGUGCCAAAGGCUUUCCGGCCUAUCUCACUACUAGCUACGAUUAGCAAAGGCCUCGAGGCGGUGGUCGCGAACAGACUCGCCUACCUGGCAGAGAGACACAACCUUCUUCCAGAUAACCAUUUCGGAGCUAGGAAGAAGAGAUCGUGCGAGCAAGCGAUCAACGUUCUCGUAGAACGCGUAUACGAGGCCUGGAGAAACAGGAAGGUCGUGUCUCUAGUGACCUUCGACGUCCAAGGGCGUUUAACGGGGUUAACCCUAGAGUGCUUGGAAGCAAGGCUCGAACGGAGAGGAAUACCCGAUACCCUGAGCAGCUGGGUUGGAGACUUCUGCAAAGAAAGGACGGCCACGGUCGCCCUCGAAGCGUUCGAAAGUGAAAGACAGCCGAUCGCUCAAGCUGGCAUUCCGCAGGGGUCACCGCUAUCCCCUAUACUUUACAUCUUCUACAACGCCAAUCUCAUUGGGCAACCUAUCGAUAAGACAAAGGGAGCCCUAGGGUUCGUUGAUGACUACUCUCCGUGGGUCGUGGGAGACAACGUAGACGAAAAUAUCCAGACCCUCCAAACGACAGUCAUUACAAAGACCGAGAGGUGGGCGAGAGAAAGUGGAGCGACGUUCGAACCGUCAAAGACAGGCCUUAUCCACUUCACCCGAAGGGUAGAAGAGGGCCAGCAAAACGGACCGGACCUGCAGUUCCAAGGCCAAGACAUCGAACCAAGUGAGCACAUCAAGCUGUUAGGGGUCACCUUAGACUGCAAGAUGAAAUUCCAUCAACAUGUAGCAAGGAUGACGGCCAAAGCUAUGAAGCAGUGCCUUGCUAUCAAACGACUACGAGGAGUUAGGCCUAAACAAGUCAGACAGCUGUACAAUGCGACGGUUACCCCGAUCAUGGACUACUGCGCUUCUGCAUGGUACGGACCUGGAAAGUGGGGAACAACCUCGCUGCUCCGCAAUAUGGAAAAGGUGCAGCGCAUUGGAGCCCAGGCGAUAAUACUCUCGUUUAAGGCUACAGCCCUUACAGUGGCUCAAGCCGAAGCGGGCAUCGAAACCACAGUCGACCGGCUACAAAGGAAGGUUACUAACCAUUUGGUUAGGAGCCUUACAGUACCAAACACAAAUCCUUUAUUCGACUGCCUAACUAGGCUAUUCACCCAAGGCAAGAGCUUCCCGUCUCCGCUAGCUAUCACCGCGCGGAAGUUUGGCCCGGAUCUAGGCCUGACGGCCGAAAGCCUAAUGGAGACCGUAGAGCCAGUGCUUCAAGAACCGUGGACAGAGGGCGUCCCGGGAUGCCUAGUUAAGGGACUAGAAGACGAGGCGGAUAUAGUUAUUCGACGACUAUAA